Molecule: messenger RNA, 3044 nt
Organism: Phalaenopsis equestris
Lineage: Eukaryota; Viridiplantae; Streptophyta; Magnoliopsida; Asparagales; Orchidaceae
Product: probable LRR receptor-like serine/threonine-protein kinase At2g16250
Exons: 3
Coding region: 369-2753 (794 amino acids)
Biological process (GO): protein phosphorylation
Molecular function (GO): ATP binding; protein kinase activity; receptor serine/threonine kinase binding
Source: RefSeq, a predicted model, not a curated record
AUGUCUCUCUCUCCUGCGCGAGCUGAUUUGAACUCCACCACCUCAGUUCUUCCUCCUCCAUUAUAUCCGGCCAUCCAUUGCCGGCGAGUCCCCUCGUGAAAAUACACUCUUUUUAUUUUUUAAUUCUCCGUCAUGUAAUCUCAUAAAUCCCAGCUCUCUCCUUCUCAGCGGUUUGGACUCUCGUUGCCUCAUUAAAACCAACCUCUCCCCAAUCUCUCCCUCUCUCUCUCUCUCUGUCUCGCCCGCUGAAAGUGAAGAAUGAAGACUGAUUCAUUUUUCACCCUGCAAAUCAAUUAACUUGGCCUCCUGCAAUGUGGGAGACCCGUCCACCACGGCGGCGCUGAGUUGGACCACUGCUGAGCACCGCCAUGUCUCUCCUCGUCAUUCUUCUAGCUCUUACUGCCUUCCCCUCCUUCACCACAAGCCAAGCUAUCUCCUCCACCGAUCUCACCGCGCUCUUCAGUCUCCGCGCCUCUCUCUCCCUCCGCGCACGCGACUGGCCACGUGGUGCCGACCCUUGCUCAAGGUGGACAGGCGUCGGCUGCGAUGCCGCGGGUCGUGUCAUCUUCCUCAACCUCCACGGUCUCCGUCGAACCCGGCUUGGUCGCCUGAGCCCAAGAUUUGCCGUCGAGGGGCUUAAAAAUCUCACCUUUCUCACCUCCUUCAACGCCACCGGUUUUGCGCUCCCCGGCCCAAUUCCGGUCUGGUUCGGUCUAUUGAACCCCAAACUGGCCGUCGUUGACCUCAGCCACGCGUCUAUCUCCGGUGAAAUACCCUCAUCUCUCGGAAACCUCUCUCUAUUAGUUUCGCUGGAUUUGAGUUCUAAUUUACUGACCGGAUCUUUGCCUGAUAACUUGAAGAACUUGGAAAACCUGAAAAAUCUCAACUUUGGGAGCAAUUUGCUAACUGGCUCUCUAGAGGGCGAACUUUUCUCUAGCCUUUCGAAGCUGGAAUCAAUUACAUUGACCCGGAACAACUUCUCCGGUUUGAUUCCUGGUUCUGUUUUCUCUUUGCCCGAGCUGAAGUUUCUUGAUGUCUCCUACAAUGAUUUCACGGGGAAUCUGCCAGAUCUCUCUUUGGCAAAUUUUAGUCACAAUGGAAUUGCAUUUGAUCUGUCGCAUAAUCUUUUGUAUGGUUCAAUCUCUUCUGAGUUUUCAAUCCUGUCAUCAAGAUUCAAUUUUGUGGAUGUAUCAAAUAAUUACUUUGAAGGUUCUGUGCCCCUUGAUAAAAAUAGUAAAAAAUUCUCUUUUGCUUCGAAUUGCUUUCUGAACGAUUCAAGCCAGAGAAGCACAGCUGAGUGUGAGCAGUUCUAUAAGGCCAAAGGGCUCACUUUUUCUGGAACAGUGAAUUCCAGUGCAGCUCCUGCUCCAAGUCCCAGCUUUAAUUCACCUAAGAGCAAUAAAACAUGGAAAUAUAUUCUGAUACCAGUUGUGUGCGGAGCUGUUCUCCUAAUAUUCAUUGCGGCUUUAAUUCUGCUGUUUGUAAUGAAAUGUAGAGUUCACUCAGCUCGGCAGGAGAUGAAUGCGGCGACUGUUGUCGCUACUUCUCCUCCUGCCGGAGCUCCACCUCAGCCUUCUACAGGAGAGAACUUCACGUACGAUCAAUUGGCCCUCGCAACCUCCGGUUUCGGCGAAGAGAACCUAAUUAAGCAAGGCCAUUCAGGCGAUCUCUACCAUGGAGUUUUGGAAGAUGGGAGUCUAGUGGUUGUGAAAAGGAUCGACUUGAACAGUGCGAGGGAGGAAGAUUACUUGGUUGAAUUGGAUUUGUUUGGCCGAACUUCGCACGACAGAUUGAUUACUCUUUUGGGGCACAGUCUGCAGAAAGAGGAUGAGAAGUUCCUUGUUUAUAAACAAAUGCCUAAUCGAGACUUGGCUUCCGCGCUUUACAAAAAGGCUGCGCUGGAAGAAGAAUGGUUGCAAUCAUUGGAUUGGAUAACGAGACUGAAGAUUGCGAUUGGUGUGGCUGAAGCGCUCUGUCAUCUGCAUUAUGACUUCACGCCGCCGUUGGUUCAUAGAGAUAUCCAAGCAAGUAGUAUCCUUCUUGAUGAUAAGUUUGAUGUGCGGCUGGGAAGCUUGGGCAGUGUAUGUGCUCAGGAAGGAGAAGGCCAUCCAAAUGUCAUAUCAAGAUUCUUUCGGCUUUCACAGACUUUAUCAGAGCAAAUUGCUCCUGGUGCUCCAUCAGCCUCAUGCGCUUACGAUGUCUACUGCUUUGGCAAAGUUCUGCUUGAGCUGGUCACAGGCAAGCUGGGCAUCAGCGCCUCUACUGGCGUUUCAACCAAUGAAUGGCUCGAAAACACUAUACAGUACAUCGACAUGAACGAGAAAGAGCUCAUCACAAAAAUAAUAGAUCCCUCACUCAUAAUCAACGAAGACCUGUUGGAGGAGGCUUGGGCUAUGUCGAUCGUAGCGAGAUCUUGUCUGAAUCCGAAGCCUUCGAAGCGGCCGGCCAUGAAAUAUAUUCGCAGAGCGCUCGAGAAUCCGUUGACUGUGGUUAGAGAGGACAGCAAUUCGGAUUCAUUAGGGUUACGGAGUUCUUCGUCGGGGGGUUUAUGGAAUGGGGCUUUGUUUGGGAGUUGGAGGCGGACUUCGAGAGAGAUUCCGUCGGGAUCGGGGACGGGGAGGCAUGGGAGGAGUUUGAGACAGUCGGGUCCGUUGAGAUCGCCGGCAAGCGGCGGCGAAUUUUCGUCUUCUCGUCGGAGACAGGCGCCGCCGAGGGAGAUUUUCCCCGAGCCAGAUGACGUGGAGGAAGAUUAGGGUCGAAUUGUUUUUUAUUCCAAAAAUUUACAUAAACAGGACUCAAUUUUUAUGUAUUUACAUAUCUAACACCUUCAAUUUAAUUUGUACAUACAUACCCCCUAACCUACGAAUGAAAAAGGUGCAUUUCAAUUCUUUUUAGUUGAAAUCGUGGUAUUUUUUCGUGAUACGAAAAAUUUGGGUGGUAGAAAUGUAAAUCGGAGAGUUUAAGUUUUACAUAUGCAACUACAUAGACAUUUGACUGGUAUAUAUGUAAAUGUCACUUUUUACUGUUUUUUUAAUGAAAAUUCC